GUUUGUGUUAGUAAAUAUGUAUUUGUUCUAAAUACUGAUUUCGUUUUGAGCGAAUUAACUCAGCAUGGACUGUGGACUAGCUUGAGCAUGUAGCUAGCUAACUUAGUAUUGACUGUUUCUAUUGGCAUUACCAACUCCCAAUACUACCACAUAGACUUGUCCAGACAAAACAAUGGCCUACAGGAGAGACAGAAACAUGAGGGAUGUCUACGAUGAACGCUUCCUACCAGACAGACCGGCCCCAUAUCCCAGAUCAGCUGGAGCAGGGCCUGUAGAGAGGAGGCCGGCUGGUUUCGGAAGGCCAGACGAGGAGUACAAUCGAGGGUUUGAGUAUGACGGGCCUCGCUUUUAUCCAAAUGGAGGCCCUCGAGGUUACCAUGGCGAGGAUCAAAGAGGCUACCAUGGCGACAGCCUUCAUUUUUCUAAUGAGCGCAGAGGUAUCCCACCUUCCCGGAGACCGGAGGAGCCGUACCCCUUCCCUUCUAGACCACCUCCUAGAGAGGACCCCCAUACAACACGCCAGAUGGAGUUCAGAAGCAGUGGCCGUGCAGCACCCCCUCCCUCCAGCGUCAGGGCUCAGGGGAUGUACCCUGCACCCCGCUCCCUGUCUGCUGUGGUCCCAGAGGGGGGUGAUGACACCCUGAUGCAGGCCAUCCUAAACCUGGACAGAGGAAGGAAAGGCCCCUUACCUCCCCUGAGAGCAGACGUCCCCCCCUCCCCCCACAGCCGGUCCGGCUCCACCGUCAGUAGCAAGAGCUACUCUCCUGACAGAGCCAAGGGUCUCCCCCACCCCGCCCAGCAGAAAAACAAAGACAGGCCCCCUGGUCAUUCUCAGGACGGGUCACCUCAGAGCAUAGCGUCCACUAAGGAGGAGGCUCAUGUCCUAGAGUGGGACCGUGAGGAGGGCCUGCCCCCCAUUGAUGAGACCCCCAAGACCCAGGAUGACUUCCAGGAGCGCCGAGCGCAGGCCAUCGGAGCCAAGGCCCGGGAAAUAGAGCAGGUGUACCGGCAGGACUGUGAGACGUUUGGCAUGGUAGUGAAGAUGCUGGUUGCUAAGGACGCCAAUCUGGAGAAGCAGCUGCAGACUCCACUCCGAGAGAACCUGGGAGAGAUCAGGGAGCGUUGCCUUGACGACCUCAAGCACUUCAUCACCGAUCUGGAUCAGGUGAUUGAGGUCGUACGGCAACCGGAACCCUCCACCUGAGACAGACAGCCAAUCGCGUCCCAUCUUACUGUAAGGGAGCCAAUCAAGUCCAGUCUUUUUUGGGGGCCUCCGGCAUACAGUGAGGGCAGGACUCCCAGGGGUCUGCCAUGUGUUAUGACUGUGGAUAUCUUGAGCCGUAUUGGCCCCAUGUUUUCCCAUCAUUCUGGGUUUCAGGCCAGACGUGCACGAGGUGACCCAUAUGUACUGAUAAUGUCCAGCAGUAAUUAGUCCAUGUUGUCAAAAACGGUGUUCAAAGUCCUGUUCAGCUACUUCCUCACCACCCGAUGGGGGUAUUGGUUCUACAAUGUCCUUAACAAGUAGAACUGGUAUGUCAAUUUAGACUAAUAGUUCAUCUGGGAUUUACUGAUUUUAAAACUGUUGUUAACCAGUGUAACCAUAGGGACUGGUCAUCAGUGUUUUUUACUGAACUGGUAAUCUAAUGAUGAUGUGUGAAGUGUUAUAGGUCAGUAUCUACUGGUACCACAAACAAUGCUCUGCUACUACAGUACCAGUCAAAGGUUUGGACACACCUACUCAUUCAAGGGUUUUUCUUUAUUUUUACAAUUUUCUACAUUGAAGACAUCAACACUAUGAAAUAACACAUAUGGAAUCAUGUAGCAACCAAGAAAGUGUAAAACAAAUAAAAACACAUUUUAUAUUUGAGAGUCUUCAAAGUAGCCACCCUUUGCCUUGAUGACAGCUUUGCACACUCUUGGCAUUCUCUAAACCAGCUUCACCUGAAAUGCUUUUCCAAAAGUCUUUAAGGAGUUCCCACAUAUGCUGAGCACUUGUUGGCUGCUUUUCCUUCACUCUGUGGUCGUACUCAUCCCAAACCACCUCAAUUGGGUAGAGGUAGGGUGAUUGUGGAGGCCAGGUCAUCUGAUGCAGCACUGCAUCACUCUCCUUAGUCAGAUAGUCUUUACACAGCCUGGAUGUGUGUUGGGUCAUUGUCCUGUUUAAAAACAAAUGAUAGUCACACUAAGUGCAAACCAGAUAGGAUGGCAUCCGUAGCAGAAUGCUGUGGUAGCCAUGCUGGUUAAGUGUGUCUUGAAUUCUAAAAUCACAGACAGUGUCACCAACAAAGCACCAUCACACCACCUCCUCCAUGCUUCACGGUGGGAACCACACAUGUGGAGAUCAUCCGUUCACCUACUCUGCGUCUCACAACGACACGGCGGUUGGAGCCAAAAAGCUAAAAUUUGGACUCAUCAGACCAAAGCACAGAUUUCCACCAGUCUAAUGUCCAUUGCUCGUGUUUUUUGGCCCAAGCAAGUCUCUUCUUAUUAUUGGAAUCCUUUAGUAGUGGUUUCUUUGCAGCAAUUCUACCAUAAAGGCCUGAUUUCACGCAGUCUCCUCUGAACAGUUAAUGUCUGAUACUUGAAGCAUUUAUUUGGUCUGCAAUUUCUGAGGCUGGUAACUAAUGAAUUUAUCCUCUGGGUCUUCCUUUCCUGUGGUGGUUCUCAUGAGAGACAGUUUCAUCGUAGUGCUUGAUGGUUUUUGCGACUGCACUUGAAGAAACUUUAAAAGUUCUUGACGUUUUCCGGAUUGACUGACCUUCAUGUCUUAAAGUCGUUUCUCUUUGCUUAUUUGAGCUCUUCUUGCCAUACUAUGGACUUGGUAUUUUACCAAAUAGGGCUAUCUUCUGUAUACCACCCCUACCUUGUCACAACACAAAUGUUUGGCUCAAACGCAUUAAGGAAAGAAAUUAUACAAAUUUACUUCUAACAAAGGCACAUCUGUUAAUUGAAAUGCAUUCCAGGUGACUACCUCGUGAAGCUGGUUGAGGGAAUGCCAAGAGAGUGCAAAGCUGUCAGAAUUGCAACUAUACAAUAUAUGUUAUAUAUGUUAUAACAAAUAUAACACUUUUUUUGGUUACUACAUGAUUUCAUAUGUGUUAUUUCAUAGUUUUGAUGCCUUCGCUAUUAUUCUACAAUGUAGAAAAUGGCAAAAAUAAAGAAAAUCCCAGGAAUGAGUAGGUGUGUCCAAACUUUUGACUGGUAUUGGAUGAGUCCAGUUCUUGUUUUAUGAACUCUUCCUGCUAGGUACAUUUGAUUUGAGAUUGCUGCAGUUGAAGCAAGACUUUUGGUGCUACUUGCCUGGGAGUAGGAUUGUGCUACUUGUGUAAAGUCUUGUAUGGUCUGAGAAUAUUCAUGUUCUGGCUUUUCUUUUGUAUGGAAAAUGUGUUAUUCUGACUGUUCUACUUCAGCCAGUAUGGCACUGGCCUGCUAAGUGGGAUUCCAUGUUGUGUUUCCUGACAGAGUGUUGUAUCACCACCAGUGCUACUUUUCUCUGGCUGGGAGAAGAAACAAAACACUUUCUAAACGUCAGAUGCUCAACUCAACUUUCUAUAUGUGGAACUGACACGUCUUUGAUGAUUUUUGAGUGUAACAAUAAUAAAGAUGGUUUUUAUUAUGUAAA
This is a messenger RNA of Oncorhynchus nerka (sockeye salmon), 3622 nucleotides long. It is a transcript of the gene pphln1, whose product is annotated as periphilin 1. Bases 173 to 1204 code for a protein of 343 amino acids. Lineage: Eukaryota; Metazoa; Chordata; Actinopteri; Salmoniformes; Salmonidae. Gene Ontology annotation, biological process: protein localization to heterochromatin; negative regulation of DNA-templated transcription; negative regulation of gene expression, epigenetic. The record is from RefSeq and is a predicted model, not a curated record. Gene Ontology annotation, cellular component: nucleoplasm. The transcript has 10 exons.